Molecule: messenger RNA, 2394 nt
Organism: Annulohypoxylon truncatum
Lineage: Eukaryota; Fungi; Ascomycota; Sordariomycetes; Xylariales; Hypoxylaceae
Exons: 5
Coding region: 1-2394 (797 amino acids)
Biological process (GO): vesicle-mediated transport
Cellular component (GO): cytosol; endocytic vesicle
Molecular function (GO): small GTPase binding; ubiquitin binding; guanyl-nucleotide exchange factor activity
Source: RefSeq, a predicted model, not a curated record
AUGCCUCCUCCUGAGCAGCUCACACCAGAGUCUGCAAGCCCUCUUGUUAGACCAGAGGUAGCCAUCACGUCCGACCAUGACCCCGCCAUGAGUGAUCAAAAGCCCGCCAAUCUGCCAGAUGCUUCCUCGCCGACCGUCGCUGCUAUUCCGCCAGAGUCAGAAUUAAACGAGACUCGGAGCAAGGACAAGGAUGGCGGGAGCAAGAGUGACACACCAACCGCCCUGGAUGGCCAAACUGCUAAGGACAAGGCCCAAAGCAUCUUAAUGGACCUUACCGAGGAUAAGGCCCCAACAAAGCAAACUGCCGACAAGGGAAAGAGCCCGGUCGCUGGAGACGUGCCGGUUGAUAAAGCCGGCCGAGAGUCUACCUCUGAUGCUUCAGCUGACCCUCUAGAAUCAUCCGUCGCGACUCUCAAACCCACGAGACCACAGUAUUUAACAAUCACACCCGCCCCAUAUGUUGACCCCACGCCCCCAACCCCAGAAGGGUCUCAGCCUCCAUCGAGAACCAACUCCGCCCACCGAUUCAAGGGACAUGGCACCGAACCGUCUCCAACCCGAUCCGAUGCCGGGUAUGACGAGAGACGCUACCCAAGCGAGGAUGAGCAGGAGGGCAACUCUCGCUCGGAAAUCCAAAGCAUUAUGGAGCAGUUCCCUGAAGAGGGCGGUGGCCCCGGGGAAGACGAAGUAAUGAGUCCACGACUUGAGAUUACCUCACCCCUUCUCGGUAGUCCUCCGAUACAACAUCCCCCGAGAAAGUCCAGCCUUGAACCCCUCGCUCCGAGUAUUGCUCAGCAGUUGCAGGACAUUCAGGGCUUGGGGCUUUCGAACACGUCGUCAAUGAGUAUUAGGUCAAAGGAGAAGCAGAAAGAAUUUGAUGAUCAAGGCCCGCCGGUUCCGCCAAAAGAUGGACCACCUGACGAAAGGGUUCAUACCACAGACUCCCAGUCUUCGUCUGCGGCGCCCUUACAUCGGCCGCCGCCACCAGAUCCGGAGCCUGAGCCACCGCUUCCUUUUGAUUUCCAUCGGUUCUUAGAACAGCUAAAGCAUAAAAAGGCUGAUCCUGUAGCAAGAUAUCUCAAGUCCUUCCUGUCCGAGUUCGCAAAACGCCAGUGGAUGGUCCAUGAACAAGUGAAGAUUAUCGGCGAUUUUCUCGCAUUCAUAGCCAAUAAAAUGGCCCAGUGCGAAGUAUGGAGUGAAGUUUCAGACGCAGAGUUCGACAACGCCCGCGAAGGGAUGGAGAAACUUGUUAUGAAUAGGCUUUAUACACAAACCUUUUCACCCGCAAUACCUCCUCCCCAGCCUAUCCCUGGUGCGAAGCCAAAGCGCCGGGGGGGCGAUCGACCGAUGGGACCAGGGCGGCGCGGGCAGCACCAGGAGGACGUAGAGAGGGACGAAAUCCUAGCGCAAAAGAUCAACAUCUACGGCUGGGUCCGGGAAGAACACCUGGAUAUUCCGCCUAGCAAACUCCUCAAAAUCAAAUCCUACCGAGCACCCCGGGAUAAAAUCAUUUGUGUUCUUAAUUGCUGCAAAGUCAUAUUUGGGCUUCUCAAGCAUAACAAGUCUGACUCGUCCGCCGACUCAUUCAUGCCGCUUCUAAUAUUUGUCGUAUUACGUUCUAACCCAGAGCACCUAGUCUCUAAUGUUCAUUAUAUCUUACGGUUCCGAAACCAAGACAAACUCGCCGGGGAAGCCGGGUACUAUCUCUCAUCUUUAAUGGGUGCCAUACAAUUCAUUGAGAAUAUGGACCGCACCACUUUGACGAUCUCGGAUGAAGAAUUUGAUAAAAAUGUUGAGGCGGCCGUUUCUGCUAUUGCAGAAAAACAUCGAGCAGAGGAACCUCCUGCGCCUGUUCCUGCUACAGCUCAGCCUCAACUAUCCGAAAAGUCGGGACUACAACCUCCAGGGUCCUCUUCCGCGCGCCCAUCACUCGAUCUAGAUGGGCCGAACGCACCACGUCGAUCUUUGUCCUCUAAUGAUGAUAACGACUCUGGUGAAGAAGGACCUGCAAUCACCGGUUUACUUCGUUCGAUUCAAAAACCCCUUUCGUCCAUUGGUCGUAUAUUUUCAGAGGAUGCAAGUGCUGCCGGCCCUAGCUCACCUAUUCGCUUAUCCCAAUCAGAUACUCCCCGUCUUAGUCCGCGGCCGAGUAUGGAUAGACGCCCUUCGACGGACUUGCGUCAGCGGUUGUCCGCAGAGGAAGCUGCGGCAAGGCAGGCGAGCGCCGAAGUUGCUGAAGCUCAGAGAAUACAUCGAGCGGAACACAAUAACGUUGUAGAGACCCUUGCAGGAAUGUUUCCAGAUCUAGAUAGAGACAUCAUUAGCGAUGUUGUCUACCAGAAAGAAGGAAGAGUUGGUCUCGCAGUUGAUGCGUGCCUUGCUUUAAGUGCAUAG